Messenger RNA from Oncorhynchus mykiss (rainbow trout), 3157 nucleotides. Its product is annotated as piggyBac transposable element-derived protein 4. The record is from RefSeq and is a predicted model, not a curated record. NCBI's taxonomy places the organism in Eukaryota, Metazoa, Chordata, Actinopteri, Salmoniformes, Salmonidae.
UCCAGCACAGUAGGUGUCGGCAUGCGCGUUGUUUGCGGACUACCAUUAUAUCAUAGAAGAAGCAGUGUCGUCUGCCGAAAACUCACGCGAAGAAGAAGCUGCACGUUAACGUGAUAGUGUAGUUGCAGAUAAUUUGUGACUACGUUUUAGACCGUAGCUCUGGCCACAACAAUAUAGCCGAAAUUGAUUGAUUAUAUUAUGGAAAGCGACACCGAGAUGGAGGACUUCGAUAGCAGCGAGGAGGGAAGCAAUUGGUCUGAUGAUAGUUACCUUGCAGACGAAGACUUCAGCUUCGACUAUCAGGAGGGAGUGGAUCCACACGAGGACGCUCUUGAUUGGGAAGAGGACUCAAAUGAAUCAGCAGGUGACACACCACCCAGAGUCACACCAAGGAAAGAGAGCCAAUCUGAGAGCGGGGUAAAGUGUUCUGAUUCUCCAGAAGAACCAUGGGUACCAUGCAAAGGUUCACAGUCAACAAGGACAUCAAGUGUUAAAACGGAUGAAGAUGAAGCCCCACUGCUGAGCACCUUGCAUCCAGACCAACAGCGUAGCCCGUCAGUGAAUUUGUCAACAAAGACCUAUUCUCCACGUAAAAGAGUGCCGGCCUCACCCUCAUUAAAGUCCAAAGUACCACGUCUCUCAACCCCAAGAAAAAACUCUCGCUUACCACACAGAACAACCGAGUCAGAUCAGCCAUGGAAAACAGAGGAACACCCUGAUGAGGGUCCUCAACCUUUGAGAUUUUGUCCAAGCAGACCUCCUGGACCUCAAGUAGAUCCCUCAGCCAUGUACUCACCGUUAGACUUAUUUCAAAUGUUUUUUACAAAAGUCACGGUCAGAACCCUCUGCGACAAUACAAAUAGACAGGCGGCUAGAAACAUUGGUAGGGGCAAAAAGUUUAAGUGGAUAGAUAUAACUGUGAAGGAGUUUUACAAAUUCAUUGGAUUGGUCUUCUUUACUGCUCUGGUUAAGACAAGAGCUAUCAGUGAUUACUGGAUAACAAACUCCAUCUUCUCGAUUCCGUUUCCAGCUACUGUGAUGAACAGGGAUAGAUACAGAAUCAUAUCAUGGAACAUUCACAUGAGUGAUCCUGAUGAGGAUGCUGUCAAUGACAGUAAAAAGGGUACUCCUGAAUAUGAUAGGCUAUUUCGGCUCAAACCAUUAAUGAAUGAUAUUCGUCAUGCCUGCAUGUCCUGUUUCCACCCACAUAGAAACCUGGCUGUAGAUGAACGGAUGGUGGCAUCAAAAGCAAGAAAUGGGUUGAUUGAAUAUAUCAAGUCAAAGCCCACUAAAUUUGGCUUUAAGAUUUUUGUGUUAGCUGACUCCAGCAAUGGCUAUACAGUGGACUAUGCUGUGUAUAUCGGCAAAAACACGUUUCCCGUUGGCUUUGGAAUUUGUCACGAUUCAGUGAUGUCCCUCGUAAGGCCCUCUGUUCUUGGCUCAGGUUACCACGUGUAUCUUGACAACUACUUCUCCAGCCCAAAAUUAUUCAAGGACUUAUUUGAUAUGAAAAUGGGAGCAUGUGGUACCAUGAGGGAAGGCAGAUUGGGCUUCCCAAGAUCAGAAGAAAAUGCGCUGACCAAGAAAUCCCCAAGAGGAUCUUUACGGUGGAUAAGGGAGGGCUCCCUGCUCUUUGUGAAGUGGAAGGAUGCCCGGGAAGUGUCAAUGGGUACCACCAUUCAUCAAGCGUAUGGAGGGGAGACAAUAAAAAGGAAACGCAAGAAUAAGGAUGGCAAAUGGUCUCAUGAGUCAAUUCCAGUACCCACCCCAAUUCUAGAAUACAAUAAAAACAUGGGAGGUGUUGACUUAUCUGACCAACUGAUUACUUACUUCUCAGCCCACCGCAAAACAAUGAAGUGGUACCGAACAUUGUUCUACCAUUUUGUGGACAUAGCGACUACUAACAGCUACAUCAUUCACAAGGAUCUGUGUAAAGUGAACAAGAUGCAGCCCAUGACCCACAAAGAAUUCACACAAGCGCUCGUGGCCCAGCUCUGCGAGGUGUCCAUUGAGACUCAGUCCAAGCCGACGAACACUGGACAUACACCUGUCCCGAUCAAGCCUGUGGCAGACAAAAGCAAGAGAAGUUCUGCAGGACGAAAGCGCUGCGAACUCUGCAAGAAAUCGGGACACUCCAAAGACACUCCCUGGAAGUGCAAUGAGUGUGGCGUACCACUCUGUGUCAUUCCAGACAGAAAUUGCUUUCAUGAUUGGCACAACCUUGAGGGAAUGGCCCCAGUUGAGUAUCAGUCUUCGGACUCUUGAGUAAAGCUGUAAGACUUGUGCAGCUGUAUCCUAUCCAUCGCAGAUGAGGAGUGCUGUUGGAUCUGUGCCUUAUUGCAAAUUUUAGCGUAUUUAAACAAAAUGCUGCUCUUUUUCUAUUUUGACUUUUGAUAGGAGUAAUACUUUUGUGUUGUUUUUCCAAGAUAAUGGAUAUCAGGCCAAAAAUGUGUCAAUAGGGAAAGGUUAAAUGCAGCGGGGAGAGCAAGUAUUUGAUACACUGCCGAUUUUGCAGUUUUUCCUACUUACAAAGCAUGUAAUACAUGUAAUACUCUGUCUGUAAUUUUUAUCAUAGGUACACUUCAACUGUGAGAGACGGAAUCUAAAAAUCCAGAAAAUCACAUUUGUAUGAUUUUUAAGUAAUUAAUUAGCAUUUUAUUGCAUGACAUAAGUAUUUGAUACAUCAGAAAUGCAGAACUUAAUAUUUGGUACAGAACCCUUUUGCAAUUACAGAGAUCAUAUGUUUCCUGUAGCUCUUGACCAGGUAUAUCAAAUACAGCAGUAUAUCAAAUACUUCUUCUCCCCACUGUAUAUGGUUUUUGGGAUGUACUAUUUGUAAAUAACUUGUGUUAUUAACUUCUGCUGUUUUUCUUCAGCAAUAUUGUGUUCUGGUAUUCUAGUGUGUCAUUAAAUCCUGCAUGACUGUGCACACACCUUCACACCAUUGCCUUCCGUUUGAUCACAAUUAUCUUUAUCAGAUUACAUGGCCUGUCUUUUUCCACUUUUAUGUAAUAGCUCAAUUUGAGUCAAGUGAAGGUGUUGAUGGUGGUACAAUUCCCCCCCCCCCCCCAUUUUUCUUGUAUGUAAUAUUUUACAAAUGUGCAAUGCACUUUCCAAACUGAAAGGCAGCAAUAUGCAACAAUGCGUCUAGUCUGCU